Hemibagrus wyckioides is the source of this 3168-nucleotide messenger RNA. Its product is annotated as GTPase IMAP family member 9-like. The transcript has 4 exons. The coding region runs from base 176 to 859 and encodes 227 amino acids. The record is from RefSeq and is a predicted model, not a curated record. Lineage: Eukaryota; Metazoa; Chordata; Actinopteri; Siluriformes; Bagridae. Gene Ontology annotation, molecular function: GTP binding.
ACACACACACACACACACACUUUUAUUAUAUGCCAAUCUGGCAACCAACCUCAUACUUUCGCUUUUAUUACAGGUCUUCGAUAACAGCGUACAGUGCCACAUUUUGUUGCUAAAGCGGAUCUCAGCGACAUUAAGUCAUCAUGAAAUAGAAGUCUUCAGUAACAUCUAAAACAAGAUGGCAGCAGCUGAAUAUGCUCCGGCAGUCCAGCGGCCUGUGCUGCGGAAACGCAAGAGCAGUCUUAUGGAACCACCUACUAUGAGUACAUCGUUGAGGAUUAUCAUAUUUGGAAGCUCUGGUCAUCAGCAGUUCUCUCUGACCGAGUCGAUCCUGCAGCGAGCGGUGUUUACCGGCGCUGAUCCUCACACUAUACUGACCACUAAAACUUCAGGAGAGAUCCUUAACAAAAAAGUGACUCUGGUCAACACCCCAAAUCUCGUCGAUCACGAUUUAUUUCACUAUACGUUGAAAAAAGAGCUGAAGAAGGCGGUUUGUUUUUCCUGUCCAGGGCCACAUGCUGUCCCGUUCACACUAAAUCCAUCAGAAAUACCCUCAAAUGUGUACGACAUUUAUAAACCGUUAGUGCGCUACUUUGGAGAUCAAAUCUUGAAAUACACAAUGAUUGCUUUAUACCAUGAAGAAGAGGAGUUGAGAAAAGGCAGAGAUGCAGAUCGCAGAGAGACUCGGCUUCACUCUCAGACUUGUGGAUUAUGCAGCGGCUGUAGGAAAAGGAGCGUUUGCAGGGGCGGUGUUAGCGGGGGUGAUGGGGUUUCCGGGUAUGGCUGUAGGAGCAGUGGUUGGUGCAGCACUCGGUUGUUUGUUAGGUGGUGCAGCUACAGCAGCUUGGAACAUUGUCUCUAAUGCUUUGGCAGAUUUUGGUAGACAUGCAGCUUAAACUCAAUUGUAGACAUUCACCUGUAGACAUCAGCGGGUUUAAUGGCUAAAUAAGGCAGGUCUAGUCUUGCAUAUAUAUUUUUAUAUAAUAUAACAUUAAGUUUGCAGAUGACCUUCAGUUCCUAAUCAAUUCUUUCUUUUUUUUAAGAUAAACUGGAAUAUUAAAUUAAAUUGUAGUAUUUAAUGAAUUAUGUUUUUUAAAAUUAUAUGCAGUAUUGUGCAACAGUCUUGGGCCAUACAGUGCCUUGCAAAAGUAUUCAUCCCCCUUGGCAUUUUUCAUGUUUUCUUACAUUAUAUCCUGUAAUUUAAAUGUUUUUUUAUCUGAAUUUUAUGUGAUGGAUCUGAACAAAAUAGUCUAAGUUGGUGAAGUGAAAUGAGAAAAAUAUAAUAUAUAAAAAAGAAUUUAAAAAAAAUUAAAAAUCUGAAAAUUGGCAUGUGCAUAUAUAUUCACCCCCUUUGCUAUGAAGCCCCUCAAAAGUUCUAGUGCAAUCAAUUACCUUCAGAAGUCACAUAAUUAGUUAAAUGAAGUCCACCUGUGUGCAAUCUAAGUGUCACAUGAUCUGUAAGUAUAAACACACCUUUUCUGAAAGGCCCCAGAGGCUGCAACACCACUAAGCAAGAGGCAUCACACCAUGAAGACCAAGGAGCGCUCCAAACAAGUCAGGGACAAAGUUGUUGAGAAGUACAAGUCAGGGUUGGGUUAUAAAAAAAUAUCCAAAUGUUUGAUGAUCCCCCGGAGCACCAUCAAUCCAUAAUCUUCAAAUGGAAAGAACAUGGUACCACAACAAACCUGCCAAGAGAGGGCCGCCCACCAAAAACUCACAGACCGGGCAAGGAGGACAUUAAUCAGAGUGGAAGCACAGCAAAGGUAACCCUGAAGGAGCUGCAGAGUUCCACAGCAGAGACUGGUGUAUCUUUGCAUGGGAUCACAAGAAGCCGUACACUCCAUAGAGCUGGGCUUUAUGGAAGAGUGGACAGAAAAAAGCCAUUACUUAGUGUUAAAAAUAAGAAGGCACGUUUUGAGUUGGCCAAAAGACUACACUUUUCUAAAUGCAUCCAGAACCUUGUGAUCUGAGUGACAUGAGUAAGCAAUGUGAAAUUCUGUGUUUUUCUAGGUCAGAACACUGUGGCAUAGAAACAACAUGAACGAAGUACCUCUUUUCAGUUAGCUAACUUUUCAGUUAGUCAACUAAAUCUGUUCUCCAGUGAGUACUAUAGAUAAACCAUUGAGGAUUGGAAGCUGUGGCUAUCAGGAGAUUUCUGUCACAGAGUCAAACCUGCAAAGUGCGGUCUUUAACAGUGCUGAUCCUCACACUAUAGUAACUAGUAAAACUUCUGAAGUCUGCUCUCUGCACUUUCAGAAGGUGAAAAUCAGUAUAUAAUUUUGGAAAAUCUGAGAAAGAUGGAAUCACUACACUAUUGGAGGAACUGGACAACAAGUAUUCUCCAUGAGAUGUGCAAAAAGAAAUGAACCGUUAUAAAGAAACCAUCUAUUUACAGAACAAGGAAAGGGCAGAGGUGCAGACUGCAGAUAGACAUUAUGAGUGUAUAUGAUUCAUUCUGAGACUUCAGUAUUUGGAGCAGUAUGUGCUGCAGUGGCUAAUCCAUCAGUAGCUGUUAUUGGGGCAUUAGAUGCAAAUUGAGUUCAUUUGAAACUCACAAUUUUCUUUUUUUGCACUAAUAAAUAAAUGUAAUAUAUGGGCAAUAUGUCUGCAUUCACAUAGCAGGUAAAAGUGGCCCAAAACUGAUUUUCUUUUCAUUCUUUUUACAUUAUCUUCUGUUUCCCAACUGUUUAGUUAAUUCUAUUUUUAGUAUAAUUUUAAUUAAAAUCUAUUCCAGUAUUUUGUAUAUUUAUAUUUUAUGCUUAUUUUAUUCUUUUACUUUUAUUCUUUUUGAUUCUUUGAAUGAGAUUUGUUUUUUCUUAUGCCACAAAUGUUUGAUAAAUGAUUAUAUUGAAUGUUGUGAACUGCAGUUCGUUCCUGUUAUCACUGAUGUUAUUAAAGCUAUUAACAGCUUCUUUUUUCUCUUUGUUGUGAAUGAGCUGUGCAAACAAAUGUUAAUGUGAAAUGAUUUCCUUUAUUCUGUUUUGUUAAAUAAAAAUAAAGUUUUUUUGUUUAAUACUUUUUUGGUGUAUUCUCAGCACUAGAAAUACUAGUAUGUUAAUUGACCGUUUUGCUCAAGUCCAGUCUCGGAGAUACUCUCUGAUUCCACCCUCAAAGAAAUAGGAUCGAAAAGUUACCAAGAGCAUGAAGUAGACAAGAUACAGACAAGCAGCA